AUGAAAGCAAAGAUUUUGACGGAACAUCCCGAUUGGAAAGUCUCAGAACGCCGGGUCAAGAAAUAUAUCAAACGCCAUUCGAACGGGUUGAAACUUUCUGAUAUGGACGACGAAAGUACUGCUGUAGAAGGAACAAAAUCGAAAUCUUUCAUCAAGAGGAUAUUCCAAAAGAAGAGAAGGCCUUCUCAAAAGCCUCCCAUCAGCGUUAUUGAAGAGGGAGUGCUACAAUCGGUUUCAGAAACUGAUUUGGAAGCUGGUUUGGACCCUGGGAUGGAAGCUGCUGGUGUGGAAGCUGUUGUAGACCCAGAUUUGGAAGUGAAGACAUCUGAUGUAGACACAGCAGUGGAAAAGGGGAAGAAUCUUGAUGAGAAGAUCUACGAAGAAGGGGAAUCAGAGGAGAAGAAGGAUUGCGAAUGCAACGCGUGUAUUAUUUCUUAG
This is a messenger RNA of Cylindrotheca closterium, 438 nucleotides long. The record is from the annotation of a GenBank genome assembly. NCBI's taxonomy places the organism in Eukaryota, Bacillariophyta, Bacillariophyceae, Bacillariales, Bacillariaceae.